This is a messenger RNA of Pseudonaja textilis, 1851 nucleotides long. Lineage: Eukaryota; Metazoa; Chordata; Lepidosauria; Squamata; Elapidae. The record is from RefSeq and is a predicted model, not a curated record.
UUGAUUCCAAUAUCCCGCGGAAGAGUAGGGAAAGUUAGUGCCGCGAAAAGAGGCGGAGACGACAUCGAAAGUGCGCUUGCGUCAUCGGGGGGCGUGGUCAAUCGAAACUGUGGUGUGUGUGUGUGUUUUUUUUUUCCCUCCUUUCCCCUUCCUAGGAAAAGAUCGUUAGACUCUUCUGUUUUCCGGGACGAGGUUGUAAGAGUUUAAAGUGCGCAUGCGUUCAAUGAAGAUAGACGUAUAUAAUAAGAAUUGGCGCCUUUUGCGGGAGGUCAGUCGUGGUGUUAGAAUGGGAAGAGAAGGAUCUCUAUGAGAUCAGAGGAAAAGACAGCAUUCUUACAGCAGAGGAUUUUUAUUUUACUAUGGCGGUUCAGAGGAAUACACGGUUAAGAACCAAAAGAUCUUCUUCCAGAAAUGCAGGCAUAGACAUUGAGAGUUGCAUUUCUAGGAGUCCAGUUUCACUCCCUAGAUUAGGAAACAGUGUAGGAGAUUGUAAAUCUUUUCUAGAAAGUAACUUGGAACUUCAAUCCAAUGCUAAAGAACCAGAAAUUCCUGCUAUCUGUUUGCAGGAUGGGCCCAGUACUGGAGAUAUUUCUAAGGACUGUUUUUUCAAAAGUGAUGAAAAGGACACUAUUCGAAGAAAGAUUCAAAUCAGAAAAUCUAAAAAGUCUUCUGAAAUAAGGAAUGUCAUUGGUGGCCAAAAUAAAAUACAGAGUCUAUCAGCGUGUAAAAAACAGGCACAAAGCAGUAAACGUGCCAUAUGUAAGAACAAAAUGUGUGUGCUUAAUAGUGAUUCCAGUGAAAACAAAGUAUGCCGAAGAAGCUCAAGGAAAAGAAAAAUAUGUUUUAAGGAUGAACUGUUGUUUGAACCAAAAACAGAACAGAAUGAUAAACAGAUUGAACCGUUCUUAGAACACCAAACAAGCACGGAAAUAUUAAAAUGUACUGAGAGUUCUUGCAGCAGAAUCUCUGCAGCUGCUAAUAAAAACCUUUCAGGAGGAGAAAUGCAAAGAAAAUUAAUGGCUUCAGAGAGUGAAAGUAAACAGAAGGCUUCUACUGUGGAUGUUUCCCAGAUGUGCCAAGAGAAACCUUUUACAUCAGCCAAAGAGAGCCAUACUCCCCAAAGAACCCAAGUGGAAAGGCGGAAAACCAGUCCAUAUUUUUCCAGAAAAUUAAUCAAAGAAGCUCCAAGUCCACCAAGAAGGAAAGCUUUUAGGAAAUGGACUCCACCUCGUUCUCCUUUUAAUCUGGUUCAGGAAACACUUUUUCACGAUUCAUGGAAACUUCUGAUUGCAACUAUAUUUCUGAAUAAAACCUCAGGAAAGAUGGCUAUCCCUGUGUUGUGGGAAUUUUUUAAGAAAUAUCCUUCACCAAAAGUAGCAAGAACUGCCAAUUGGAAAGAAAUGUCAGAAUUGCUUAAACCUCUUGGCCUAUAUGAACUCAGAGCAAAGACCAUUGUCAAAUUUUCAGAUGAAUAUUUGGUUAAACAGUGGAAAUAUCCAAUUGAAUUACAUGGAAUUGGAAAAUAUGGAAAUGAUUCUUACAGAAUUUUCUGUGUGAAUGAAUGGAAAGAGGUACAGCCGCAAGACCACAAAUUGAACAUUUAUCAUUCCUGGCUAUGGGAAAAUCAUGACAAAUUAAAUCUUAAUCAUUAGCUCUCUAUAAUCUCUUGGCAACCCCUUUCUCAUUUUUUAAACUGCUUUUUCUCCUAUCCCACUUGAUUAACUAUAAAUAUGUGUCCUUUUAUAUGCCUGUUCAGAAUUUAUUAAAUUUUAUUCUAUUUCUCAUUUUCACUCCUUUGAUCAUGGAAAUUUUAAAUACUGAAGUUUGUUUACUGUAAUACAUCAGAACACA